AUGGGGAGCUUAUUGAAUGAAAUGCGCUUCCGGAUAUGCUACCAGAAUUGGAUGAUGCAGCAGCAAGAAGAUCUCAAGGAGCUCUUAGAAGUUUACCACGAAAACCGAAACGAUGAACAAAAACUUCGUCUUAUCAUCGACAAAACCAUCAAACACUUGGAAGAGUAUACCGAUAAAAGAUCCCAACUUGCAGUAGACGACGCACCGUCCUUCUUUUCACCAACUUGGUUGACUUCCGUAGAAAACUGUUACCUUUGGCUUGGUGGUUGCAGACCCUCCUUAUCGAUUCGACUCGUUUACUCACUUUGUGGCUCAGAGCUGGAGGAACAUCUCACUGAAUUCUUGCAAGGAGUGAGAACAGGCAACUUAGGUGAAUUAUCGGCAGAUCAACUCGGUCUUGUCAGUGACUUGCAGUGCAGAACAAUUAAGGAAGAAGAGGUGCUUUCAAGCAAGAUGGCUGGUUUGCAAGAGAAUAUAGCUGGCCAUCAACUGACUGCGCUUGCUAAUAACUGGGAUCACGACUCGAGCACUGCUGCUGAUCAAUCCACUUGGCAAGAAGUGCGUCAGGCUCUGGAUUCACAUGCUAAAGCUCUGGCUAGUAUAUUUGUUGAAGCAGAUCAGUUGAGGCUGAAUACUUUGAAAGAACUCACAGGUAUCUUAACACCAUAUCAAGCUGUUGACUUUCUCGUUGCUUCGAAGAAACUCCAUAUCUGUAUCCAUCAGUGGGGUCUAAGAAGAGGCAGUCAGCGUGGAGCGGCAGACGAGGGAGAACCGGCCUAG
This is a messenger RNA of Papaver somniferum (opium poppy), 780 nucleotides long. RefSeq names its product protein DOG1-like 3. The record is from RefSeq and is a predicted model, not a curated record. The coding region runs from base 1 to 780 and encodes 259 amino acids. The transcript has a single exon. Gene Ontology annotation, biological process: DNA-templated transcription. Gene Ontology annotation, molecular function: sequence-specific DNA binding. Lineage: Eukaryota; Viridiplantae; Streptophyta; Magnoliopsida; Ranunculales; Papaveraceae.